Molecule: messenger RNA, 3437 nt
Organism: Sceloporus undulatus (fence lizard)
Lineage: Eukaryota; Metazoa; Chordata; Lepidosauria; Squamata; Phrynosomatidae
Gene: TIMP2
Product: TIMP metallopeptidase inhibitor 2
Biological process (GO): negative regulation of membrane protein ectodomain proteolysis; negative regulation of endopeptidase activity
Cellular component (GO): extracellular matrix
Molecular function (GO): protease binding; metalloendopeptidase inhibitor activity
Source: RefSeq, a predicted model, not a curated record
GCCCUGCCUGGCCCAGUGCCACCGAGAGGAGGGGCGCCCAAGCCCUGGAGGGAGCCCAUUAAAAAGCCAGCCCUGGAGCCGGAGAAAACACCUCCAUAGAAGGCAGCAGCAGCAGCAGCAAAGGGGGAAAGCGCAGGAGCUGCUGCAGCCCCGUCCUGCCUUGCCUUGCCUCGCCUUGCCGGAGCCCCUGCGGGCCAGGGCCUGGAUGAGGCGGCGGUGAGCCCCUGCGAGCCCUUCCUUCGCCUGCCUCGCCCUCCAUCCCUCCUUCCCCGAAGGCGGCAAGAUGAGCGCUGUGCUCCGGAGCCUGCUGGCCCUAAUGCUGCUGCUGCUGCUGGCCAAGAGGGAGCGCCUGGCCCACGCCUGCAGCUGCUCCCCGGUCCACCCGCAACAGGCGUUUUGCAAUGCAGAUGUAGUGAUUAGAGCAAAGGCUGUCUCUGCAAAAGAGGUGGACUCCGGUAAUGACAUCUAUGGGAACCCCAUCAAACGCAUCCAGUACGAGAUUAAGCAGAUAAAGAUGUUCAAAGGUCCUGACCAAGACAUUGUCAUCUACACGGCUCCAUCCUCAGCAGUGUGUGGAGUGACGCUGGAUGUCGGUGGCAAGAAGAACUUUGCUUUGUCAGGGAAAUCUGAAGGCAAUGGCAGGAUGCACAUUACUCUGUGUGACUUCAUCGUUUCUUGGGAUUCCCUCAGUCCUACCCAGAAGAAGAGUCUCAACCAGCGAUAUCAGAUGGGCUGUGAGUGCAAGAUCUCCCGCUGCCCCUCCAUCCCCUGCUAUGUCUCUGCUCAGGAUGAAUGUCUGUGGACUGAUUGGGUGACAGAGAAGAACAUCAAUGGUCGGCAGGCAAAACACUAUGCCUGCAUCAAACGGAGUGACGGUUCAUGUGCGUGGUAUCGUGGGGUGGCUCCACCUAAGCAAGAGUUCCUUGACAUUGAGGACCCUUGAGUCCCCAGGGUCACGGCAGUCCAGUAGCCAAUAGCAACAAAGCCUAUAAGAAAUUAGAUUGGUCCACCUUUGACAUCACUUCCUGGAAACAGCAUGAAAAUAAGGUCUCCCAGGCAGGUACAAUAAUAGAGAGGGUGGAGGGGGGCUAGGGAAUAGGAUGUCUAUACCACUUGUAUAUUGCUUAGUCUGUUUCCUCUUCUGUAUUGCGCCAAGGCAUAUUUUCUUUCUGGGUCACCAUUGCCAAUGUGCCAGAGCACAGUGGGGAGAACAAGAGUGAACAUAGGAUUGGCUGAAAGGUAUUGCCUCUGAUUCUGUGUAGCAGGCCUACCAGGUUCUUAUUGCCUUGAGAGAGGGCAUCCCUUGUUGUGAAGGCAGCUUACUUCCCCUCUGUUUCCCACACUCCUGCCUUCUCCCUAGGCUGAAACCCAUGUAUAGCAAUCAAACCCAUGUUAACUGCCUCCCUAUGUUCAAUCCUUCAGAGUCAUUCUCUUCUGUCUGCCACAUUUCACACACAUACGGUGGAACAAGUGCUAAUCUGUCUCUUAGCCUCUGUCAAAGAUGGUGGUGGCUCUGCCAUGAAUCAUGACUUCCCCUUGCAUUGGUGAGAAGAGUUGCAUUUUAAUAAUAUAACAGCCUAUUGAGAAUUAGCCAUCAGAGGGUGGGAUGGAUGUCUGUCUUUCCAAGGGCAGUAUUUUAAAGACAUUAAUCUAGUUAAUGGAUAUUAAGCCCCUGUUCCUGUGAGAUGUGCACAUUCUGACUAUGGGUUCUUAGCUGUGAAGUUUCUGUGAAAGUACAUUUGCUUGGGACUUGGGGUUUGUGCAUCAAGACUCCUAGUUAAAUCAUGUGCUUUUACUCACAACCUAAUGCAGGCUUGUGCCACUCAUAUAAAUCUGGUACCAAAGCCCCUCCUGGCCAGUGGAAAGACUUGCUAUUCUUAUUAAGGGUUCAGCAUUUUGUCACUCAAAGGAGGUUGAACUUGCUGGUUGAAAAUUCUUGCUGUGUAGUGUAUUGAUGUUUAAGAUGGCCAGCAGAGCUACAAGCCCUGUCAUCUACCCUAUAUAAAAAUGGAUUAUUAUGCCAAGAGCUCCUCAGAAGACAGGAGCAUGUGUGUUUUCUUCCCAAAUAUGUGAUGACAAGAGCUGGCAGGUCAAGGUUUAUCCUUCUAAACUGUGAGUAUAAAAUGCUCUUUUGGAGUAAUGAAUCAGAUCUUGGCUGCCUGCACAAAAUAAAAUAAAAUGAAAGAUCACUUCACGUCUCUGCCUCCAACCCUUUACCCCCCUUUUCUGAGCCACUUAUUUUCCUUUGCUGUGCUUCUGCUCCCCCUACAUGCUCUGCACAGCCACCCUCUUCUUUGCCAUACUCAAAAUCAAUCUGGAGGGUGUCCAAAAGAGUUCCAUGCCAGACCUGCCUCUAGUGGCUUUUCAUGCUGUUCAUCAAGGUAGAGUUUAAAGAUGUCAUAUUGGACCAGUCUGUUUAAUUUCAAUAUAUUUUGGAAUAAAAGAAAAAAAACCUGUUCAGUCCAAUAUAAAACUCAUGUUUUGCUUCCUGUAUGGUUAUAGUCUAUGUGACAUUUACCCCUCUCUCUUUUUCCCUCCUUCCUCUCCCUCUCUCUCUGCUGAUAUUCUUUGAUUUUAAUGUUUUCCAUUUGUUUUGGCAAUCAGUUGUAUCAUUCCUCUUUCCAUUAUUUUUUCUUUAAAUUCCAUGUUUAGCUAUUAGAUUUGCACUUAUUCUUGUUUUUUAAAGGGGUUCUGCAUUGGAAACUUCUAAGAUAUAGUGGGAAGAAGGUUGAAAUAUGUGGAGGGUGGAGUCCCUCCCGUUACUCCUCAGAGCAAGCGGGAGUAAUGUUUCUCCUUCUGUCUUUCUAUUCAUGGCUCCGCAACACGCACAGACCUUUUCUUCCCUAGAGGUUGGAGGCUAGUUGUGACAUGUGACUGCUUCUUGCUAGCCAGUUUGCAGUUUGUGUGCUGCCAGUGAGCAAGAUCUAUUUGCCAUUCCAGUGGCAACCAUUAUGAAAGAUCUAUUUAUGGAAGAGCAGUUAUCAAAGACUCCUCGAUUGGCUUAAUUUAUAGUUGUGGGUUUUAGUGGCUCACUGAACCUUCCAUGAUAUAUUAUAUAUGCACACACACACUUAACAGUAUCCCCUUCUUCAUGCCAGCCAUUCAAAAUAUUUAAAAAACGUUUACAUUAUUUUCAAAUCUUUGCUUAGUAAGUAUGAAAAAUAAGUAUCUUAACGCUGCCAUAAUUUAAAGCUUUUUGGGGAGCUGGGGCUGGGAUGUUGUUUGGUGGGUGGAGUAAUAUGGGGGGGCAGGGAUGGGGGGGACCUCUUUUGUUGUUGUUGGAUUCUGAAAGCUGAGAUUUUCUUGUGCUGGGAACACAUGAAAGUUGUUGAAUAGACAAGCAGACUGUGCAUGUCUCUGAUGCUUUGUAUAAUUCAUACGUGGACACUUGAGUCUUCGGACAAUAAACAGUAUUAUCAAAUAAAAUGGGAAUAGUC